Molecule: messenger RNA, 1166 nt
Organism: Eupeodes corollae
Lineage: Eukaryota; Metazoa; Arthropoda; Insecta; Diptera; Syrphidae
Product: SREBP regulating gene protein
Exons: 2
Coding region: 258-890 (210 amino acids)
Biological process (GO): positive regulation of SREBP signaling pathway
Source: RefSeq, a predicted model, not a curated record
UUAGUGUCAAAUGUCAACACAAAUUUUCUCAGAAUAUUUGUUUUUACAAAUUUAUUUCAAAUUUAUUUUUUAUAUUAUUUAAACAAUUUAACAUUAACGAGAUUAGUAAAAUAUUCAAUAAUAAUAAUUCUACCUAAAAUUGAUUGAGGCAUUGCGACCUCGUAUAGAAAUUUGUGAAAAAUCUGUGAUGUGAUGCCUGUUUGCAAGCAAAAUACUAAGCAACGUUUGCUGCGCUCCGAUAUUUUGAUGUGUUUACCAUGUGGUAUGCGGCUAUUCUGCGAUUUAUCCGGCGACGGCUUGUCUUGGGUAUUAUCUUCUUGUUUUCCCUCACAUACUGCUUGGUCAAUCUAAUGGGAAAUGGUGGACCACUGUCGAUGGAGGCAGACGAAUUCGAAAUCCGCCGUGAAAAGCCAAUGAUCUGGCGCACCCUACAAGAGGAGACCAAUAGAACCAACGACCUUACGGCAACUUGCCGUAAUUCUGUUCAAGGAAAAGUUCUCAUAGUUGAUGACAGAGGCUAUGUUUGUCAGCGCUCGGAUCUGCUCUGGACAGGAUGUUGCAAUGUCGAAACCGAUGCAACCAAAUACUAUAGCUGCGAGACCUGUAACGAUGCACACUGCUGUGCCAUUUAUGAAUAUUGUGUAUCAUGUUGUGCACAUCCCUUAAAGCGUGACAUUCUCGAAAAGGUACUGUCAAAAGCUUCAGGGAGACAGUCGGCGGUUUUUGCCUCAGUGCAGGAUCAAUUCGAAUUGUGUCUUGUCAAAUGUCGCACCAAUUCACACUCGGUUCAACAUGAGAACAAAUAUCGUGAUCCUAAGACAAAGCAUUGCUAUGGUGAGACAGAAGCCCACGAGUCUCAAAAAGAAGUCUCUGGAAUUGCUGUCCAUUAACAUAGCAGCUGACACAUUAAAUAAGUUAUAAAAAUGAUAAGAUUUUAAUCGGAAUUUCUGUGUUUUAGUUUGUGUGAAAUUUUUCGUUUGGUGUUAUUUUUAAGUGGUUUUUAUUUUGUAGCAUAAAUGUAAAGUUAGGAAAUAUAAAUAGGUACAUAAAAUUAUAUAAUGAACGUAUGUAUUGUAUAUAUGAUUUAUAUAUAUACAUUGUAGGGAAGAACAAAAGGGUAAGAGAAAUAGAUAACAAUAUUCAAUAAAAGAAAUCUUACAAAAGUU